GAGGCGAGAGUGCCAGUGGGGGGCAGAUGUGUGUGUGUAUAUAUACAUAUAUAUAUAUAUAUAGGAGGCACACACUUGUAAACGGAUUAAUUCUACCUUUCUGGCUUCAGGACUUCGGGAGGAAACCCCAAGAGGCCAGCCUUUCCUUGCCUUUGGGAAAGUCUUCCCAGACCAGAAGUAGCUGUGAAGAGCAGAAAAGAUGAAGUGGUUCUUCUCUUCGACCUUAAUGUGGAUGGCAGUGGUGGUGACCUCUUGGGUCAUCAUAGCUGCAGCCUCUGACACCUCGGCAGCGAGAAGCUGCUCUGAAUGUCACAGCAAUGCCACCUGCACGGAGGAUGGGGCUGCCACUACGUGCUCCUGCCAGACGGGCUUCACUGGCGACGGCCUCGAGUGCGAGGACCUGGACGAAUGCGCCACUCCUGGGACACACAACUGCUCCGCCCCCAGCAGCUGCGUGAACACGCCAGGUUCCUACACGUGCGUCUGCCCGGAAGGCUUCCGCCUGAGCUCCGAGCUCGGCUGCACGGACGUGGACGAGUGUGCAGAGCCAGGGCUCAGCCACUGCCACGCCCUGGCCACCUGCGUCAACAGCGAGGGCAACUACUCGUGCGUGUGCCCCGCGGGCUACUGGGGGGACGGGAGGCACUGUGAGUGCUCCCCGGGCUCCUGCGGGCCUGGCCUGGACUGCGUGCACGAGGGCGACACGCUCGUGUGCGCCGACCCGUGCCAGGUCCACCGCAUCCUGGACGAGUACUGGCGCAGCGCCCAGUACGGCGCGGGCUACGCCUGCGACUCCGACGUGGCCGGCUGGUACCGCUUCGUGGGCCUGGGCGGCGUGCGCCUGGCCGAGACCUGCGUGCCCGUCCUGCGCUGCAACACGGCCGCGCCCAUGUGGCUCAAUGGCACGCACCCGUCGAGCGGCGAGGGCAUCGUGAGCCGCAGGGCCUGCGCGCACUGGAGCGGCCACUGCUGCCUGUGGGACACGCCCGUCCAGGUGAAGGCCUGCGCCGGCGGCUACUAUGUCUACAACCUGACGGCGCCCCCCGAGUGCCAUCUGGCUUACUGCACAGACCCCGGUUCCGUGGAGGGGACGUGUGAGGAGUGCAGUGUAGACGAGGACUGCAAAUCGGAUAAUGGCAGAUGGCACUGCCAGUGCAAACAGGACUUGAGCAUCACCGAUCUCUCCCUCCUGGAGCGCAGGCUGGAAUGUGGGGUCAAUGACAUUAAGCUGUCCCUGGGCAAGUGCCAGCUCAAGAGCCUGGGCUUUGAGAAGGUCUUCAUGUACCUGCGAGACAGCCAGUGCUCGGGCUUCACUGAGAGGGGCGACCGGGACUGGAUGUCCGUGGUGACCCCAGCCAGGGAUGGGCCCUGUGGGACGGUGAUGACGAGGAAUGAAACUCAUGCCACAUACAGCAACACUCUCUACCUGGCAGAUGAGCUCAUCAUCCGUGACCGCAACAUCAAAAUCAACUUUGCGUGCUCCUAUCCCCUGGACAUGAAAGUCAGCCUGAAGACCUCCCUGCAGCCAAUGGUCAGCGCCCUAAACAUCAGCAUGGGUGGGACCGGAACGUUCACCGUGUGGAUGGCGCUCUUCCAGAGCCCUGCCUACAUACAGCCCUACCAAGGCUCCUCCGUGACCCUGUCCACCGAGGCCUUUCUCUAUGUGGGCACCAUGCUGGAUGGGGGCGACUUGUCCCGGUUUGCACUGCUGAUGACCAACUGCUAUGCCACACCCAGCAGCAAUGCCACAGACCCCUUGAAGUACUUCAUCAUCCAGGACAGAUGUCCACGCACGGAGGACUCAGCCAUCCAAGUGGAGGAGAAUGGGGAGUCCCCUCAGGGCCGCUUUUCUGUCCAGAUGUUCCGUUUUGCUGGAAACUAUGACCUGGUCUACCUGCACUGUGAAGUGUAUCUCUGCGACACCGUGAAUGAAAAGUGCAAACCUACCUGCUCCGAGACCAGAUUCCGCAGUGGGGGCAUCAUAGACCAAACCCAUGUCCUAAACUUGGGUCCCAUCACACGGAAAGGGAGCCAGGCCGCAGUCUCGAGGGCUGCUUCCAGUAGCUUGGGGCUCCUGAAGGUCUGGCUGCCUCUGCUUCUGUCGGCCACCUUGACCCUGAUGUCUCAGUGAUCAGUGGCUGGAAACCCUGUGCUCUGUGGCUACCAACUCACUUCCUACUGACUGGUGAGGCGAUGCAGGCUAGCACUCUACGCACAGAGAAAGGAGCCCACAUUUCAGUCACUCUGCUCCUAUUUUCUCCCCUUUAAUCCUUGCUACCGAAAAACAGCCUGUGUCUUUAAAUGCUGCCUUCUCUCAAAAUGGGACUUGUGAUAUGUCUGCACACGAGGCCCCUAUCUCCUUAAAUAGUGUUGCAAAAUAAUAAUUUUGAAAAGCUCA
Messenger RNA from Eubalaena glacialis (North Atlantic right whale), 2398 nucleotides. RefSeq names its product uromodulin (gene UMOD). The transcript is spliced from 11 exons. Lineage: Eukaryota; Metazoa; Chordata; Mammalia; Artiodactyla; Balaenidae. Gene Ontology annotation, cellular component: cell surface; apical plasma membrane. Gene Ontology annotation, molecular function: calcium ion binding. Bases 200 to 2131 code for a protein of 643 amino acids. The record is from RefSeq and is a predicted model, not a curated record. Gene Ontology annotation, biological process: neutrophil migration.